This is a messenger RNA of Protopolystoma xenopodis, 372 nucleotides long. The record is from the annotation of a GenBank genome assembly. Lineage: Eukaryota; Metazoa; Platyhelminthes; Monogenea; Polystomatidea; Polystomatidae.
AUGCCCACCCAAAUAGACAGGACUUCCUCGGAAGUGAACGCCCACAUAAACGUUUCCAAUGCUGCCUCGACAACUACAAGAGUCACGUUGGUUGGUCAGAGCCGAUUUGCGGCUAGAAGCGAUCUUGAACAUUAUAACGGGGGAAUUCGCGCUGGUCUUCGCCGGCGUCAUCCAGGCUCGACGUCAAGUGGCCUACGACAUCAGUAUGCUCUUCACUCGCUCCGAAUGAGACAGCCGCUGUCUCGAGGUAAAAUUCCGGCCGCUCUUAUCGACAAAGACGUUGGUGAAAAAGAAGUUAAAGCCAAUGCCAAAAUCCUUCAACUUUCCAGAAAUCCAGAGGUUCCUAUAUUUUUCAUCCACUUAUUUACUUAA